GUCGCUGCUGGUCAACUUUUCACGUCAGCGAGGCCGCCCGGUCACCAUACACAAUAGUACAAAAGAGGCCGGAUCCUAACUUCAGUCAUUGGGAGUCAGUCAGCCUGACCGUGGCUGAGUUCUGCACGGGGUGGUGCAGAAAGAACUUUUAACGCCAAUAAAGUAAAUUUCACACGCGAUUGAAUCGAAUCGUUUGAAUCCCAAGUCCGAUAAUGAGCAAGAUAUUAAGAGCGUGCAACUUGUUGAAAUCUAUUAAGCAUGGCAGUACAACAUGCAACCUUGUACAGCGGCCAGUCUGGAGUUUGGAAAAAUCAGGAAUCAGAAUGUACAGCAUUAAGGCACAAACAGCACAAAUUAUUCUUGACGAUGGAACAAAAAUGGAAGGAUUGUCUUUUGGGUACCCUCACUCAACUGCGGGAGAAGUCGUAUUCAACACUGGUUUGGUUGGCUAUCCUGAGACCUUGACAGAUCCAAGCUACAGAGGACAGAUCCUGACUCUCACAUCCCCCAUGGCAGGAAACUAUGGGGUCCCAGAUACAAAGAAAUUGGAUGAAUUGGGUUUAAUGAAAUACGUAGAGUCUGAAUUUAUCCAGGUGUCUGGAUUACUCGUGCAGGAUUAUAGCCAUGAAUAUAGCCAUUGGAACUCUGUUAAAUCGCUUUCCGAGUGGUUAAAUGAAGAAAAGAUCCCAGCCCUUUAUGGAAUAGACACCAGAAUGCUUACAAAGAUUGUCCGAGAUAAGGGCACAAUUCUCGGUAAAAUUGAGUUUGAAGGCGAUCCCGUAGAAUUUGUCAAUCCCAAUAUACGAAACCUAAUGGCAGAAAUAUCAACCAAAGAAGUAAAAAUCUUUGGCAAAGGGAAUGCAAUCAAAGUCGUUGCGGUAGACUGUGGUAUAAAACAUAACAUCAUCCGACUUCUUGUGAAGAGAGGGGUUGAAUUACACUUAGUUCCGUGGAAUUAUGAUUUUAUUAACAUGGAGUAUGAUGGACUUUUCCUAUCCAAUGGCCCAGGAGAUCCCACAUUGGCUGGACAACUAAUUGAAAACUUGCACAAGGUGAUUAAGAGCAAUCGUUCAGAGCCAAUAUUCGGGAUCUGUAUGGGGAACCAGCUGACUGCACUGGCUGUCGGCGCCAAUUGCUAUAAACUGCCAAUGGGAAACAGAGGACAGAACCAGCCUGUGCUGAAUGUAAUGAAUGGCCAAGCAUUCAUUACAGCCCAGAACCAUGGAUUUGCCAUUGAUAGUUCAACACUUCCGGAUGGUUGGAAACCAAUGUUCGUUAAUGCCAACGAUGGCACCAAUGAGGGAAUCGUUCAUGAGAGCAAGCCGAUCUUCACUGCACAAUUCCAUCCAGAGGCGAAGGGAGGGCCAACAGAUACCGAGUUCCUGUUUGAUGCUUUCAUCUCGCUGAUAAAAAAGGGUAAAGGUACCAGCGUUGCAUCAGUUAUGCCACCAGUGCCUGCUGUCCCCAAGAGAUUGGAGGUUUCCAAGGUCCUGGUCUUGGGUUCAGGUGGUCUCUCCAUUGGCCAGGCCGGCGAGUUUGAUUACUCUGGAUCACAGGCGGUCAAAGCUUUGAAGGAAGAAAAUAUAAAAACGGUAUUAAUGAACCCAAACAUUGCAUCGGUGCAGACAAACGAGGAGGGAACAAAACAAGCAGACACGGUUUAUUUCUUACCGGUCACGCCAGAGUUUGUUACUGAUAUUAUUAAAACAGAGAAGCCUGAUGGAAUACUGCUGUCCAUGGGAGGGCAGACUGCUCUGAACUGCGGUGUUGAGCUUUACAGGCAAGGGGUGCUGGAAAAGUAUGGCGUAAAAGUGCUGGGAACCCCCAUCACCUCUGUCAUAGCCACCGAGGACAGGCAGCUGUUUGCAGACAAGCUGCUGGAAAUCAAUGAGAAAAUAGCGCCAAGCUUUGCAGUUGAGACGCUGGAGGAUGCCUUCGUAGCAGCAGAGAAGAUUGGAUAUCCAGUCAUGGUGAGGUCUGCUUACGCACUCGGUGGCCUGGGCUCUGGUUUGUGCAACAACAAAGAGAUACUCAGUGAUAUUGGUAGAAAUGCUUUGGCAAUGACGAAUCAGAUCUUGGUGGAGCAGUCACUGAUGGGCUGGAAGGAGGUGGAAUAUGAGGUGGUGCGAGAUGCUGCUGACAACUGUGUAACUGUGUGCAAUAUGGAGAACUUUGAUCCCUUGGGAAUCCAUACAGGAGACUCUGUCGUCGUAGCCCCAAGCCAGACCCUAUCCAAUGAAGAGUACCACAUGCUGCGUGAAACUGCUAUCAAGGUGGUGCGUCAUUUGGAGAUUGUAGGAGAGUGUAAUAUCCAGUACGCCUUGCACCCGUUAUCCCUUGAGUACUGCAUCAUCGAGGUCAACGCCCGGUUGUCCCGCAGCUCGGCUCUUGCCUCCAAGGCUACAGGUUAUCCACUGGCUUUUGUGGCUGCUAAACUGGCCCUAGGAAUUCCCCUUCCGGACAUCAAGAAUGCAGUUUCUGGGAAGACCACAGCAUGUUUCGAGCCCAGCUUGGACUACAUUGUAACCAAGGUUCCUCGGUGGGACUUGGACCGUUUCCACGGGGCUUCUCGUGAGAUUGGCAGUUCCAUGAAGAGUGUUGGGGAGGUGAUGGCAAUUGGUCGCACGUUUGAAGAGAGUUUCCAGAAGGCGCUCAGAAUGUGUCAUCCAUCUGUGGAAGGUUUUGUACCCCGCCUCCCAAUGAAGAAGUCUUGGUCUGAUGAUGUUGACCUGCAGAAAGAUCUCUCUGUUCCAUCCAUUAACCGUAUCUACUCCUUGGCAAAGGCAUUGCACAGCGGCAUCUCGGUGGAUGAGAUUUAUGACCUGACUGCCAUUGACAAAUGGUUCCUCUACAGACUCAAGCGAAUCGUAGAACUGGAGCAAGUGCUCUGCAAACAAAACAGUGAAACCAUCACUGAUGCACUGCUCUUAAAGGCAAAACAAGAUGGGUUUUCAGACCGCCAGAUUGGGGACUGCAUUGGCCUAAGUGAACUAGAUGCGAGGAAACUGAGGAUAAAGAGGAACAUCAAACCACAGAUUAAGCAGAUUGACACACUAGCUGCAGAGUACCCAGCUGUCACCAAUUACCUCUAUUCCACUUACCACGGACUGGAGCAUGACUUGGAUUUUAACGACCAUGGAAUAAUGGUGCUGGGCUGUGGACCAUACCAUAUUGGUAGCAGUGUGGAAUUUGACUGGUGCGCCGUUUCCAGUAUCCGAACCCUACGGCACCUUGGAAAGAAGACGGUGGUUGUAAACCACAAUCCCGAGACUGUCAGCACAGAUUUUGAUGAGUGCGACCGGCUCUACUUUGAGGAGCUCUCACUGGAAAGGAUCCUGGACAUUUACGAACAGGAGGGCUGCCAAGGAUCCAUUGUUUCUGUGGGUGGCCAGAUUCCAAACAAUUUAGCCCUCCCCUUGUACAAGUACGGUGUGAACAUCCUGGGCACCAACCCGAAGCAGAUUGACCGGGCUGAAGAUCGCUCCAUUUUCUCUGCAGUACUUGAUGAACUUCAGGUUUCUCAGGCCCCAUGGACAGCUGCCAGGACUCUGGAGGAUGCACUCGCAUUUGCGGACACUGUGGGAUAUCCCUGUUUGCUGAGACCAUCUUAUGUCCUAAGUGGAUCAGCAAUGAAUGUGGCUCAUGAUGCUGAGGAGAUGAACAGAUUUCUGGCAGAGGCGGCCCGUGUCUCUCAGGACCAUCCAGUUGUCAUCACUAAGUUUGUGGAAGGAGCACGAGAGGUUGAAGUUGAUGCAGUUUCAAAAAAUGGGAAGGUACUGGCUCAUGCCAUCACAGAGCACGUGGAAGAUGCUGGUGUUCAUUCUGGCGAUGCCACGCUCAUCCUCCCAACCCAGACCAUCAGCCAGGGAGCUUUGGAGAAGGUGAAGAUUGCAACCAGGAAGAUAUCUGAAGCAUUUGAGAUCUCUGGUCCAUUCAAUGUACAGUUUCUUGUGAAGGGAAAUGACGUGAUGGUUAUUGAAUGUAACUUGAGGGCAUCCAGGUCCUUUCCCUUCGUAUCAAAGACCAUUGGUGUUGAUCUUAUCAAUGUGGCCACGCGAGUGAUGAUUGGUGAGAGCUUGGAUGAGUCAAGUCUGCCAACGCUGGAGAACCCCAUCAUACCAACCGACUACGUGGGCAUUAAGGCUCCCAUGUUCUCCUGGCCUCGCCUGAGAGAUGCAGACCCGGUCCUUCGCUGUGAGAUGGCGUCCACUGGAGAGGUUGCCUGUUUUGGGCCAAAUAUUUAUUCUGCGUUCCUGAAGGCAAUAUUGUCCACUGGCUUCAAAAUGCCCCAGAAAGGGAUCCUAAUUGGAAUUCAGAGCUCCUUCCGAUCAAAGUUCCUGCACAUAGCGGAGCAACUGCACGAGCAAGGAUACAAGCUUUAUGCUACAGAAGGCACGUCGGCCUGGUUGAACGCCAAUGAUGUCAUCACUGGUCUCGUGUCAUGGCCCACGGCAGAAGACCACAAUUCUUCCAUCCCUUCAUACAGCAAAUUUAUUCGUGAUGGAGUCAUUGACUUAGUGAUCAACCUGCCCAACAACAACACACGCUUUAUGAGGGAGAAUUACCUGAUCCGAAGAAUGGCCAUCGAUCAUGGAGUGCCCCUCAUUACCAACUUCCAGAUCGCCAAACUUUUUGCGGAAGCCAUUAAGCACUGCGGGAAGCUGGACUCCACCAGCCUGUAUCACUAUCGUGAGAACAGUGUGAUCAGAGGAUUGCAGUGAGCUUGGCACAAUCGGCAGUCCACCCACCACACCUGUACAAAGCUGGUUCUCUGACAGAAACUACAAGAAACUACAGUCUCUAACUUUUUGAAUAAAGAGAGAUUUCAUUGCUACUUGGACUUUCACUUCAUUCAGCUCCCAGAGGUUUAAGCACUGUGUAAUUAACUGUUUGUUGUCUUGUUUACUGCGGUAAGAAGUUUGCAUCCCCCGAGCGCACUGAGUUCCUACCUGUCACCGAUAUUCUCGUGCUGUUUAGCCUCUUGCCUGCUCUGCACAGCACCGACUGAGUCAUCUGUAAGACUGCAGUUACUAACAAUCUAGCAAUUGUGGGAUUGCUUCAAUCUUUCUGCACAACUCCCCUGAUGCCUAUAGGUGAUGUUGAGCUGACCGGUGGUGCAGCAGGCCACGUCUGUUGGGUGCCCAGCGACGGGUGAUGAUUGGAAGGCCAGGAGCUGAGGCAGUCUGAGUUCUUGCAUCGAGCCACCAGGCCAUCCUGUUCACAUGUAAGAUAGUGAUUGAUCCAGCCUGACACUGCCAGCCACUGCACAGUCUGGGAAUGGUGCCCAGGUUAUCCCUGUCAAAAGUCUACCAUUGUAUUUCCUGUAUCGUUUGUGGAUUUGCAGCAUUCGUUCUCUCUUUCCCUCACUCUCUCCAGUACCCUGGCAGGUUGUAUUAGGGCAACCUUCACAAAUGCCAUGGACGAUGACCAUAAGGUGGGAAUAGUCUCACUGGAUCCAACCUUGGAGAAUGCUGCUGCUGAACAUCCAAUGAGUCCCGGCUGCCCUCACUAGCUCUCCACCACAGUCACUCUGUCACACAUAACUACUACCAAUGCUGUGCUCUUAUAUCAUGAGCAGGGCCAUCAAAUCAGUUCUUUCCAUAGUGCUUUGGGUUCUGUUUAUUCUUAUGUAAACCGUGACAAUUCCUUGUAAGCCAACCCUACACAAAUAAACUGUUCUUUAAUUAAAA
Messenger RNA from Amblyraja radiata (thorny skate), 5690 nucleotides. RefSeq names its product carbamoyl-phosphate synthase 1, mitochondrial (gene cps1). The coding region runs from base 213 to 4721 and encodes 1502 amino acids. Gene Ontology annotation, molecular function: ATP binding; metal ion binding; carbamoyl-phosphate synthase (glutamine-hydrolyzing) activity. Gene Ontology annotation, cellular component: carbamoyl-phosphate synthase complex; cytoplasm. Lineage: Eukaryota; Metazoa; Chordata; Chondrichthyes; Rajiformes; Rajidae. The transcript has 38 exons. The record is from RefSeq and is a predicted model, not a curated record. Gene Ontology annotation, biological process: 'de novo' pyrimidine nucleobase biosynthetic process; L-arginine biosynthetic process; L-glutamine metabolic process.